ACACACACACACACCAGCUGAUCGUCCACGUGAUUUACUCUCGACUCCAUUCACGCAAGAUGGAGCUAUCAGAGUCGGUUCAGAAAGGACUGCAGUCUGCAGCAGACCCGUCUCUCUUCGACCUGAGGAGCUUCACGGUGCUGACAGACGUUACGUUCCGCAGCCUGCUCUCCGCCCAUGCGGAUCCCGGGGUUCUAGCUGAUCCUGGUCUGGAGAACAUUGACCGGGUUCUUGUAAAACGGUGUCACGCCGCUGCAGCCACUUGCAUACUUGAAAUGGUCAAACAAAACGCAGACAAAUCAACAAUAAGUUCAUGCCUUGAAGAUUUAACAUUUGACGCAGAGAGAAUAGAGAUAUUCUGGAAGUCGUACCAGAAUAAUAAAGAAGAACUGGAAGGUGUACUGACAAGCAUAGGGAGUCAACUUCCCCACAUCAACGACGUGUCGUGGCGAUUGCAGUACCACAUGAAGAACGGCCACGUCCAUAAAGUGAACGAGCCAUUCUACCUCCUUUCCUUGAACGUGGAGAACUCUGGCCUCGAGGGAUCUGCGAAGGAUAUUAACUUUAGCUGUACGGUAGAGCAGCUACAGGAUCUGGUGGGGAAAAUGAAGGACGCAGCAAAGAGUUUGGAGAAGGCGACUCAAAUAUCGCCUUCUAACUUUCAUUGUCUAUUCGGCUCCGAUCUCACGGAUUAUCCCAUCGAGCCACCGGGUCUGUUUGGGUAUUUUGCCAUGCAUCGAACCACCAGAAUAAAGAUCACGGAGCUGAACCCACACCUCAUGUGCGUCCUGUGCGGGGGAUAUUUCAUCGACGCGACCACCAUCAUCGAAUGCCUGCAUUCAUUCUGCAAGAUGUGUAUUGUGCGGUACCUGGAGACCAGCAAAUAUUGUCCAAUCUGUGAUGUGCAAGUGCACAAAACCAAGCCUCUUCUCAACAUUAGGUCUGACAAAACGCUGCAGGACAUUGUCUAUAAGCUGGUUCCAGGCCUCUUCAAAAAUGAGAUGAAGAGGAGGAGAGACUUCUAUGCAGCACACCCCUCUGUAGAUGCUACGAAUGGAUCGAACGAGGACCGCGGAGAGGUGGCCGACGAAGACAAGCGCAUCAUCACAGACGAUGAGAUCAUCAGUCUCUCCAUUGAGUUCUUUGACCAGAACAGGGUUAAACUCGGUGUUGUCCCAGAUGACAAGCCCACUAAAGACCAGGCGGCAAACAAGAGGUACCUUCAGUGUCCAGCAGCCAUGACAGUCAUGCACUUAAGGAAGUUCCUGCGCAGUAAAAUGGAUAUCCCCAACACCUACCAGGUUGAAGUCAUGUAUGAAGAUGAACCACUAAAAGAUUACUACACACUAAUGGAUAUAGCCUAUAUCUACACUUGGAGACGGAAUGGCCCGUUACCUUUGAAAUAUCGAGUCAGACCCAACUGCAAGAAGAUGAAGCUGAGUCCAACACAACCAGAGGCCCCAAACAGCACCGGCCGAUCUGGCCCGGAAAGCGACUUUGCGAGCGACAAAGCCAGCAGUCCAGCCGGCGUCCCCUCCACGUCUUCGUCGUUGCCGAGCCCGAGUACGCCUGCGCAGUCGCCGCACCCACAGUUCACCCCCAGCGCUCCCAACAACCAGAACGGCGCUCCCAGUUUAACCCCCCUCGCCCAGAGUCGGCCGUACCCAUUCAGCAUCAAAUCACGGAAAAUGUCUGUCAACGGAUCGUCCGCCUCCUCUGGAUGACCUCGCGUAAUGACGCAGGCUUUUCGCAGCCCACGAAAGACGCGCUCCUCUGAAGUUUUCACGCCAGUGUAGUUCCAUCGUGUAGUCUCUCUUACGUCACUCUUGCCGUCUCAAAGGGCCGUUGUUGUUCGACAUACUCUAAAGAGGGAUGGAAGUUUAACGUAGUAGAAAAUGAAACAUUUGGCCUGUUCCUUUUUUUUUUUUAUGGCGAUUAUCCAUGGGAAAUGUUUUGUGUCAAAGUGUAGACAGAAAAACUGCAUUUAACCUGUAGGCCUACCUAUUCCCCAUAAGCUACGUUUUAUUUUACGGAUGUGACUGAUGGUU
Messenger RNA from Gadus morhua (Atlantic cod), 2048 nucleotides. Its product is annotated as polycomb complex protein BMI-1-A. The record is from RefSeq and is a predicted model, not a curated record. Lineage: Eukaryota; Metazoa; Chordata; Actinopteri; Gadiformes; Gadidae. The coding region runs from base 60 to 1724 and encodes 554 amino acids. Gene Ontology annotation, cellular component: PRC1 complex. The transcript is spliced from 18 exons. Gene Ontology annotation, biological process: negative regulation of transcription by RNA polymerase II. Gene Ontology annotation, molecular function: promoter-specific chromatin binding.